Drosophila hydei is the source of this 1114-nucleotide messenger RNA. RefSeq names its product general odorant-binding protein 28a (gene Obp28a). The transcript has a single exon. Lineage: Eukaryota; Metazoa; Arthropoda; Insecta; Diptera; Drosophilidae. The record is from RefSeq and is a predicted model, not a curated record. Gene Ontology annotation, molecular function: odorant binding. Bases 535 to 966 code for a protein of 143 amino acids. Gene Ontology annotation, biological process: sensory perception of smell.
AUCACAAGCAAACACUUAAAUCAUGUUAAUGCUGGCAUCGAUUAGGCUGUGCAAACAAAUCACAUAUAUUUGGAUCAGUUGAAUAAAUGAUGCCACACAUUUUGUGGUGGGUGGCAGGCGCAGAGGGUGCGCGCACAGGAAACUGGAAAAUCUGUGCGUUGAUUUGCUGUGAUGUCGGCGCCAGGAGUCACGUACGCCCAAGAGGAAAGCUGUGCGGCUGCCACAGAACAAAUUUGGCAUCAGUUACUUAUGGAAGCUUUGCUGUGGGAGUGCCAGUGGCAGUGGCAGUGGCAGUCGCUGCUGCGCGGCAUUGCUCGGCUAUGCUGCUCACUCAGUACUUAUAAUUAGGGCUCUACUGUUUAAUUAUGCAUAUUAAAAUUUGACAAUUAGUUGUGAAUAUAUUGUCGAGUUGAUAAACGUAUUGAAAUAUAUAAUUUCACAGCUGACAGGCUACGGCGAACGGCUAUAAAAAGCCAACAUUUAGACAUAAACGACAACAGUUUAGUUUGCCAGCCAACUAGCCAAGUUAACAACAUGCAACGUUUCGUCUACUCUGUGGUCUUUGUCGCCUUGCUGGGCGCCGCUUUGAUUGGAGCCUUCGAUGACAAGGAAGCCAUGGCCAAGUUCGUGGAGACGGCGGAGCGCUGCAAGGGCGAGGUCGGCGCCAGCGAUGCAGAUGUCCAGAGUGCCAUGAAGCACGAGCCCGCCGGCACCUACGAGGGCAAGUGCCUGCGCGCCUGUGUCAUGAAGAACUUCAAGGUGCUGAACGACAAUGGUAAACUGGACACGGAGGCAGGCCGCGAGAAGGCAAAGCAGUACACAGGCAGUGAUCCCUCCAAGCUCAAGCUGGCCCUCGAGAUCGGAGACAUCUGCUCCGCGAUCGCGGUGCCCGACGAUCACUGCGAGGCGGCCGAGAAAUACAGCAUGUGCUUCAAAACGGAGGCCAAGAAGCACGGACUGGUCUAAAUAGGCAUUUCCAUGCACUACACAGUCUAAGGCAGCCCCGAACAUGACCCAGGAUUCAGCAGGACCUCGAGUAUCCCUAGAUUUAGUUUAGUUUAAGCGUAUGCUUCUGCCUGCCACCCAAUCCAAGUGGGCGGAAAGGUUUAUAAUA